AAUAUUUUAGUGACUUUUGUUAGCUUUGCGAUGGAAGGUCUGAAUCACAAUUGUGCCAUCGAGGCUUCCCAUCCCGCACACCUUACGCAGCCUUGGACGUUCUCGAUACGUUACCUGACCGGAUGAGAUGCCGCUCACUCGAUGACACCCUCUGUCCGAACUUGAGCACUUCGCAAGCAUUUAUCUGGGAGUUUUCUUGAUAUUACCUCCCGGUCCUUUGGGAAUGCCAAUUGGCCGAGUCACCCUCUUUCAUCCGUCUUCCUCUUCUAUGAAUGUUACUCAAUUCGACUCCCUCAUGAUCAUAUGACAUAUCGUCCCCGAUGGCACACAGCAGCAUCUUUGACUACAGCUCCGAGGGGUCCCCUGGGCCGCAAUCACAAGCCUCAAUAUCAUCGUCGUACGAGUCUAGCGACUGGCAUGAGUACGAACAGGACCAAGCACAAGCAAUCGCGUCUACAUCGGCAUCGGCGUCGACGUCGACGUUCAAGUGCAGUUGUGCCCGAAAGGCAUCAAGGCUCCUCAAGAAAAUCCCAAAGGAGGGUAUCGUCUCGUUCGAUGCCGUCAUGCAGCUUCACCACUCCGUCGUCGAACAGUGGCGCCAGACCACACGCUGCCGUCAUUGCAACAAUGGCAAUAUCAACAAUGCCAACGUCACCUGUGCCUUGACCACAGCCUCCGAGAAGCUCCUAUCUCUUUUCGAGGCCACCACCCACGCCUACACAGCCACCGACUACUUCUCACAGACAUCGCCGGAUCGCCUCGGAAGCGUCCAUCUCUUUUCACCUAAGCUUCCCACCACCACUGUCACUUGUACCCGGACGCAGAUGACCCUCGGAGGCUUUCUUCUGCAGGACGACGAGGCAAAUAUUCUCGCCGCCCAGAUUAUCUACAAGAGUCUAGUGACCCACCACAGUUUGCUCCAAGACUUCCAGUCUACGCAGGCUCUCAACGACAGCGACCAGUCCUUCAUUAACGAUGGAGGAGGCCUACAGCGUAUCAUUGACAGGCUUUUGAGACUUCUCGGCCGCUUGCAAUGGGAACAGGACACCAUAGAACGCUGAGGUCGGGGAACGGCAGCCGUCAGGUGUCUUUCAAACCUGUUCACCUUAGAAUGGAUACAUCUAUGUCCCGGAAACCCGUGUGCCUGACUUUCAUAAAAGCCAUCAGAUAAGCCGUCUCUAGCUCCAGCAAGAAAUGCAAUGAGCGA
This is a messenger RNA of Colletotrichum acutatum, 1207 nucleotides long. RefSeq lists its product as uncharacterized. The record is from RefSeq and is a predicted model, not a curated record. Lineage: Eukaryota; Fungi; Ascomycota; Sordariomycetes; Glomerellales; Glomerellaceae. Bases 321 to 1061 code for a protein of 246 amino acids. The transcript is spliced from 3 exons.